CGUCCGAACAAAGUUCUCAACCUCCUGUCUCUUCGCCUUCUCGUACACAGUUUGCUAAAUAAAAAGAAGAUUAUUUCUCGGUGACAGUAGUGAACACUGCGGUGAACUUUCCAUAGCGACAAGAAAAUUCGUGAAACAUUUCUUGUCUAUCGCGAUUUUCUGGUUCUUUUGCGUUCCUGUAUUUUUCGUGGCUGCGUCAUUUUUCUCUAACAUUCUCCCUCUGUCUUCAUUUGUCACUCACCUUCUGUCUCUGUCGUGUCUCCGGGCCCCCUCUCUUCGUUCAUCCUUCCGUCAUCGUCUCGUGAGUCGCCUUGUGCGAGGCAGACGUGACACGAACGGAGCCACACGGAUUUAUAUAUUCGUGUACCACAAGAGAGUUUAACUGCUCCGUAAAUAUGGCGUGUGAACGGUGGUGCUUUAACCGUGGCUGUGUUCGAGCUACCAGCGGAUGGUUGUGCAUCCUGUUGCUGCUGGCCCUCUACGCAGUCGACCCGAGCUUCGCGGACAACGAGUUCAAUCGAUACCAGUACUAUGAGCUAGACAACUCGAGAGGAGAAUCGUUGGCCGAAUACGGACCGAUUGAAUUCUCCUAUGUGUCUGACAACGAGGAGGAACAUGAACUGGGUAGGUUACGUCGUGCCGCGGACGAUAAAACAUCAGUCACACCUGCACCGCUGCCCCACGAGCAACUGCAGCAGCAACAGCCACCGCCGCAACAGCAGCCACCACCGCAACAUUAUAUCACGGCACAGUCGCCACAGCCGCAGCCGCAGCCACAGCCACAGUCACAGUCACAGUCACAGCCUUAUCAGAACCAGCGAUCGCAGCAACAGCCACAGUCGGUCAUUAAUACGCCAAAUGCGCCAGCGAACGUUUCAUACUCGACGGACACCACUGAAUCGUCUACCGUUUCAUCCUCCUUGACGACUGCACCUACGAAGGCGAAGCAGGAAACCCCGAAUAUCGUCACCUUCCGGCAGCCAACGACAACCUCCACUCAGAUAAACACCCUGAGCAAAGAACCGGCUGUGCCAGUGGUCUGGGCCAAUCGCACAAGAUGGACCGGCGUGACCGAGAAAUCAACAGAAACGAACAAAAACUCGCAGAAGGUUGCAGAGGCCGUGACCACCGAAUCCACGGACAACGAGGACGAGUCCGAGAUCGAGGACAUCGGCUUGACGAACAAGACUUUGUCCGAGCACAAUAUCACGAAAACAGCGACCGAUACGCAUCAGUAUUACAAUAGCACGUUCAUCAUCGACGAGAUCGUGGGAAAGAAAUAUUGGGUGAACAUAGAUAAUCACCCGGAUCUCAAGGUUAAUCAUUUGCUCAGCCAGAGCCAUCGUCGGGCUGCGACGGUUAAGCUGAAAUUCGAUUUCCCGUUCUAUGGGCACAAAGUUCGGAACAUCACCAUCGCCACCGGUGGUUUUCUGUACACCGGCGAGUACGUUCACAGCUGGCUCGCCGCUACGCAAUACAUUGCGCCGUUGAUGGCGAAUUUCGAUACACGUCUAUCGAACGACAGUUACGUCAAGUACGCCGACAAUGGAACGGCGUUCACGGUUGUAUGGGAGAAGGUUGUCUUGCAAGACAAACCGGAUGCGGGCGCGUUCACCUUCCAGGUAACCCUUCAUCAAAACGGUGAUAUCGUUUUCGUCUACUCGGUGAUCCCACUGUUGGUCGAGCUCAUCGAGGAUACGGCUCAUCCCGUUAAAGUCGGCCUCAGCGAUGCUUAUAUCAUGGACAGAAUAGUGUUCUUUGUUCGCAGAAAAACAAUCUACGAGUACCAUCGCGUGAUCUUUAACCGGCAGGAUAUCAAGAAUUGGACGGUGAUCUACUUAAACGCAUUACCCACCUGCUUGGAGAUGGACAACUGCAGAGACUGCUUGACGAAACUGAAAGACUUCGACUGCAAAUGGUGUUCCGUGCUGAAUCAGUGCAGCACAGGGACGUUCAGGUCACGGCAAGAUUGGCUGUUGAAAGGUUGCGAUGUCAGGAAGGUAAAAGAUGUCGACAAUUGCCCGUUACCGACCACGACGUACAAGGAACACGAGGAAGAAUUCAAUGACGUUGUACACGUACACUCGGAAGAGACUGUCACUGUCAGUGAAAUGAGUAUGGAGCAGGACAGACACGGAACGAAUCCCUUGAAGCGUGCUCGAGCCAACAAUAUGAACAUGGGAGUUUCUGGAGUAAUUGGAAUCCUGCUGGUGGUCGGUUUAGUCGUAGGUUUAGUGGCCUGGGCUGCAUACGCUUAUCGUAAUCCUCAUAGUGCAUCUGGGCAGAUGUUAAUUAGGUAUCGUCCGAGUCAGUGGAGUUGGCGAAGGGGCGAAGCACGUUACACGGCGGCAACGAUUCACAUGUGAUGAGAUGUUAUACGUGAAUCACAGUCAGCAGUUAGUACAGAACUGUCGGACCAAAUUUCCUACUAAAUGUAAAACUGUACCAAGUUUUUACGUACGAGACCGUUUGUCUGCAACGAUGCGACCGUUGCAUCCGCCGAUUGCCAUGUC
Messenger RNA from Dufourea novaeangliae, 2513 nucleotides. Its product is annotated as plexin domain-containing protein 2-like. The transcript has 8 exons. The record is from RefSeq and is a predicted model, not a curated record. NCBI's taxonomy places the organism in Eukaryota, Metazoa, Arthropoda, Insecta, Hymenoptera, Halictidae. The coding region runs from base 396 to 2366 and encodes 656 amino acids.